Molecule: messenger RNA, 5291 nt
Organism: Mustela erminea (ermine)
Lineage: Eukaryota; Metazoa; Chordata; Mammalia; Carnivora; Mustelidae
Gene: L1CAM
Product: L1 cell adhesion molecule
Exons: 30
Coding region: 458-4228 (1256 amino acids)
Biological process (GO): cell-cell adhesion
Molecular function (GO): protein binding
Source: RefSeq, a predicted model, not a curated record
CGCCGCUGCCGCCGCAGCAUCGGCAUCGCAGACGCGCUCGGGCAGCGGGUCCGAGGCCGGCGUGCGCGGAGGCUGGGCGGGCAGCCCGAGCGGCAGCCGCAGCGCAGGCUUGAAGACCCCACCAGCCCUGCUGGGGAGAGAGCCCAGGCGUGGGCGCCCGCAUGUAGCCGUGCCCCAGGCCUAGGAGUCCGAGGACCCACUAUCCACGUUCAGACCAUCUCACACACCUGGGGCAUUGAGCCCCCAGCCCUGCCCCUGCUCGGGCCUGCGAGAUCAUGGGACGCUGCCAUUCUUAGCGGACCUUGAGCUGGAAGGCCCUCUCGCUGCCUGUCCCUUGAGCAGUGCCCCCACCCCCAGAUCCCGCCCCAAGCCGCCCAGCAGCCCCCUUCCCUCCGGCCGGAGCCUGAGCCAAGCCCGGCCGGCUGUGCGGUGCCGAGCUGCCGGCGCUGCCGGGAAGAUGGCCGUGUCGCUGCGGUACUUGUGGCCUCUGCUUCUGUGCAGCCCCUGCCUGCUCAUCCAGAUUCCCGACGAAUAUGAAGGAUACCGGGUGAUGGAACCACCUGUCAUCACGGAACAGUCUCCACGGCGCCUGGUUGUCUUCCCUACAGAUGACAUCAGCCUCAAGUGUGAGGCCAGCGGCAAACCUGAAGUGCAGUUCCGCUGGACUCGGGAUGGCGUCCACUUCAAACCCAAGGAGGAAGUGGGUGUGACCGUGCACCAGGCACCACACUCUGGCUCCUUCACCAUCACAGGCAACAACAGCAACUUUGCCCAGAGGUUCCAGGGCACCUACCGCUGCUUUGCCAGCAAUAAGCUGGGCACAGCCAUGUCCCAUGAGAUCCAGCUCAUGGCUGAGGGUGCCCCCAAGUGGCCGAAAGAGACGGUGAAGCCUGUAGAGGUGGAGGAGGGGGAGUCGGUGGUCCUGCCUUGCCACCCUCCGCCCAGCGCCGAGCCGCUCCGAAUCUACUGGAUGAACAGCAAGAUCUUGCACAUCAAGCAGGACGAGCGGGUAACGAUGGGUCAGAACGGCAAUCUCUACUUUGCCAACGUCCUCACCUCGGACAACCACUCGGACUACAUCUGCCACGCCCACUUCCCUGGCACCCGGACCAUCAUCCAGAAGGAACCCAUUGACCUCCGGGUCAAGGCCACCAACAGCAUGAUCGACAGGAAGCCGCGCCUGCUCUUCCCCACCAACUCCAGCAGCCAUCUGGUGGCCUUGCAGGGGCAGCCGCUGGUCCUGGAGUGCAUUGCCGAGGGCUUCCCUACGCCCACCAUCAAGUGGCUACGCCCCAGUGGCCCCAUGCCGGCUGACAGAGUUGCCUACCAGAACCACAACAAGACGCUGCAGCUGCUAAACGUGGCCGAGGAGGACGACGGCGAGUACCGGUGCCUGGCCGAGAACUCGCUGGGCCGCGAUCGGCACACCUACUACGUCACUGUGGAGGCUGCCCCCUACUGGCUGCACAAGCCCCAGAGUCGUCUGUACGGGCCUGGCGAGACUGCCCGCCUAGACUGCCAGGUGCAGGGGAGGCCCCAGCCGGAGGUCACCUGGAGAAUCAAUGGCAUUCCCGUGGAGGAGCUGGCUAAGGACCAGAAGUACCGAAUCCAGCGUGGGGCCUUGAUCCUGAGCCAUGUGCAGCCCAGCGACACGAUGGUGACGCAGUGCGAGGCCCGCAACCGGCACGGGCUCCUGCUGGCCAAUGCCUACAUCUAUGUCGUUCAGCUUCCUGCCAAGAUCCUGACCCCGGACAACGAGACGUACAUGGCAGUCGAGGGCAGCACCGCCUACCUUCUGUGCAAGGCCUUUGGAGCCCCUGUGCCCAGUGUCCAGUGGCUGGACAAGGAAGGGAAGACCGUGCUGCGGGACGAACGUUUCUUCCCUUACACCAAUGGGACCCUGGGCAUCCGGGACCUCCAGGCCAAUGACACUGGCCGCUACUUCUGCCAGGCCGCCAAUGACCAGAACAAUGUGACCAUUGUGGCUAACCUGCAGGUCAAAGAUGCCACUCAGAUCACGCAGGGGCCGCAGAGUGCGAUCGAGAAGAAAGGCUCCAAAGUGACUUUCACGUGCCAGGCCUCCUUUGACCCCUCCUUGCAGCACAGCAUCACUUGGCGAGGGGACGGUCGAAACCUUCAGGAGUCUGGGGACAGUGACAAGUACUUCAUAGAGGAGGGGCGCCUGGUCAUCCACAGCCUGGACUACAGUGACCAGGGCAACUACAGCUGUGUGGCCGGCACCGAGCUGGACGUGGUGGAGAGCCGGGCCCAGCUCCUGGUGGUGGGGAGCCCCGGGCCGGUGCCCCAGCUGGAGCUGUCCGACCGCCACCUGCUGGAACAGAGCCAGGUGCGCCUGUCUUGGAGACCCGCCGAGGACCAUAACGCCCCCAUCGAGAAGUAUGACAUUGAAUUUGAAGACAAGGAGAUGGCGCCUCAGGAAUGGUACAGUCUGGGCAAGGUGCCGGGGAACCAGACCUCCACCACCCUCAAGCUCUCGCCCUACGUGCGCUACUCCUUCCGAGUUACUGCCAUCAACAAGUACGGGCCUGGAGAGCCCAGCCCAGCCUCCGAGACUGUGGUCACACCUGAGGCAGCCCCGGAGAAGAACCCUGUGGACGUGAAGGGGGAAGGGAACGAGACCAGCAACAUGGUCAUCACUUGGAAGCCCCUUAGAUGGAUGGACUGGAAUGCCCCCCAGGUUCAGUACCGUGUCCAGUGGCGCCCUCAGGGGACACGGGGUCCCUGGCAGGAACAGAUCGUGAGCGACCCCUUGCUGGUUGUGUCCAACACGUCCACCUUUGUGCCUUAUGAGAUCAAAGUCCAGGCUGUCAACAGCCAGGGCAAGGGCCCUGAGCCGCAGAUUACCAUUGGCUACUCGGGGGAAGACUACCCCCAGGCAAGCCCUGAGCUGGAAGGCGUCAAGAUCCUCAACUCUAGCGCCGUGCUGGUCAGGUGGUGGCCGGUGGACCCCGCCCAGGUCAAGGGCCACCUCCGAGGAUACAAUGUGACGUACUGGUGGGAGGGCAGUCAGAGGAAGCACAGCAAGAGGCAUAGCCACAGAGGCCACGUGGUGGUGCCCGCCAACACCACCAGCGCCGUCCUGGGAGGCCUGCGGCCCUACAGUUCCUACCGUCUGGAAGUGCAGGCCUUCAAUGGCCGGGGACUGGGGCCCGCCAGCGAGAUGGCCUUCAAGACCCCCGAGGGAGUGCCAGGCCACCCUGAGGCGCUGCAUCUGGAGUGCCAGUCGGACACCAGCCUCCUGCUGCACUGGCAGCCGCCACUCAGCCACAACGGCGUGCUCACCGGCUACGUGCUCUCCUAUCGCCCUUUGGAUGACGGGGACAAGGAGCAGCUGUCCUUUGACCUUCCGGACCCCGAGCUGCGGACACACAACCUGACCAACCUCAGCCCGCACCUGCGGUACCGCUUCCGGCUGCAGGCCACCACCAAGGAGGGCCCCGGGGAGGCCAUCGUGCGGGAGGGAGGCACCAUGGCCUUAUCCGGGACCCCGGAUUUUGGCAACAUCUCGGCCAUGGCCGGCGAGAAUUACAGCGUGGUCUCCUGGGUCCCCAAGGAGGGCCAGUGCAACUUUGGGUUCCAGAUCUGGUUCAAAGCCCUGGGGGACGAGAAGAUGAGCCCCCAUCUGCCCCCGCAGUACGUCAGCUACAACCAGAGCUCCUACACACAGUGGGACCUGCAGCCCGACACCGACUACGAGAUCCACCUGCUCAAGGAGAGGGUGCUCCUUAAGAUGGCUGUGAAGACCAACGGCACCGGCCGUGUGAGACUCCCUCCCGCUGGUUUCGCCACUGAGGGCUGGUUCAUCGGCUUCAUCAGCGCCAUCGUCCUCCUGCUUCUCGUCUUGCUCAUCCUCUGCUUUAUCAAGCGCAGCAAAGGCGGCAAGUACUCCGUGAAGGACAAAGAGGACACCCAGGUGGACUCCGAGGCCCGGCCAAUGAAGGACGAGACCUUUGGCGAGUACAGGUCCCUGGAGAGUGACAACGAGGAGAAGGCCUUUGGCAGCAGCCAGCCGUCCCUCAAUGGAGACAUCAAGCCCCUGGGCAGCGAUGACAGCCUGGCCGACUAUGGGGGCAGUGUGGACGUGCAGUUUAACGAGGACGGCUCCUUCAUCGGCCAGUACAGCGGCAAGAAGGAGAGGGAGGCCACAGGAGGCAAUGACAGCUCCGGGGCCGCCUCCCCCAUCAACCCUGCCGGGGCGCUAGAGUAGCGCGUUCCAGCCAGGCAAGGCCAGGCAGGGCCAAGUCUGGGGCCGGGCCACAGGGGAGUCAGAGGCCAAGACCCCCGAGCCCAGCACCCGUGCUGACCUUGGGACUGAGGCUCCAUCCACUCCCUUCCGGGCCCGGCCCCACCCUCCCGGCCCUGGGCCUGCGGGAGGCUUGAAGUUGGGGGCAGAGGAGAGGAGUUCACUGCCUCUGAACCCCUUCUGACUACCCGGUCCCCACUUUAUUGCCAAAACCCAGCUGCUCCCCUUCUUGGGCACGCACUGCUUUGUUCCAGCUCGGGGACCAAUCACCCGCCCACCAAGAGCCUGCAGGUGCUGCCUCGUCAGCCUCUGGGCUGUGGUUGGGCAGAGAGGAAGUAGGGGUGGCCACUCUUCGGACAGCCUGGCUGGGGUUGGGGACAGGACUCGGUGUCCCCACCAUCUGCUCCAGUCAGGACGGGAUCUGGGCAAGCUGGCCGCGGGGGCGGAGGAGGCCAUCUGGAGAGCCCAGAGUCCCCACCUCGCAGUAUCAAGCUGGUCGCUGCCUUCCUCCGCUGCCCGCUCCACCCUGCGGCCAGCUUGCCGGAGCUCUGCACACACGCUGCCUUCGGUGCCCACCAGACAACAUCCAAGUGGCCUCUGUCACUGCCAGGGCAUGGGGCAGGCACGUUUCCCUGCUGCCCCUGCCACUGCCUGCAGCCCAGGACCCUCUAGCCACCCCGCCCGGUCCAAGUAGAGCCCCUCCUCAGCCUCCCCUGCCCCUCAGCCUUGGGAAUGUAAAUACACCGUGACCUUGAAAGUUUGUGCCCUCGCCUUUCCCCAUAUGCCACUAGUGUAGGCAGAUGUCUGAGUCUCUAGGUGGUUUCUAGGUUUUAUAGCAAUUAGCUUUGAUGAUCCCACCCUAGGAAAAAUACACACACACACACACACACACACACACACAUACACACACACACACACAGAAAAAAGGAAAGAUUGGUUCUCCCAGCUCUGCCGCGCUCCUGCCUGGCAGCUACGGUCUCCCUGUAUGCCUUUGCUUGGUCUGUUGAUGAGCCCUUUACAAAAAAAA